This is a messenger RNA of Penicillium angulare, 1317 nucleotides long. RefSeq names its product glycoside hydrolase family 27 protein. The record is from RefSeq and is a predicted model, not a curated record. Bases 1 to 1317 code for a protein of 438 amino acids. Gene Ontology annotation, biological process: carbohydrate metabolic process. Gene Ontology annotation, molecular function: hydrolase activity, hydrolyzing O-glycosyl compounds. NCBI's taxonomy places the organism in Eukaryota, Fungi, Ascomycota, Eurotiomycetes, Eurotiales, Aspergillaceae. The transcript is spliced from 7 exons.
AUGUUGACAUCUUUGACUUUGGCUGUUUUGGCAGCUGUUCUUCCUUCUACGGAGGCUCUUGUCAGAGAAGAUGGUGUGGGGAGACUCCCUGCUCUGGGCUGGAAUUCGUGGAAUGCAUUCGCGUGCGACGUGAAUGCUACCGCUAUUCUUACGGCGGCAAAUGAGAUUGUCCAGCUUGGGCUUAAAGAUUUGGGAUAUGAAUAUGUGAAUAUUGAUGAUUGUUGGUCUGUACAGAACGUGCGCAACAGUACUACACAGCGCAUCAUUCCAGACACCACCAAGUUCCCAGAUGGCAUCUCUGGAAUUGCCUCCCAAGUCCAUGAUCUUGGAUUGAAGAUCGGUAUCUACAGUAGUGCUGGUGAGACCACCUGCGCGGGAUAUCCAGCUAGUCUCGGAUACGAGCAGGUUGAUGCAGAAGCGUUCGCAGAAUGGGGUAUUGACUAUCUGAAAUACGAUAAUUGUGGCUACCCAAGCAGCUGGGAUGACAAAUAUAACGCCUGCAUUCCUGAUGGCACGAUCGGGACGAAUCCCAAUGGGACGUGUCCUGAUCUGACAGACCCAGCACCAGCAGGAUACGACUGGUCAAAAUCUAACACUUCUAUCCGUUAUGAGCAUAUGCGUGAUGCACUACUGGAUCAGAAUCGGACAAUUCUCUUCUCUCUAUGUGACUGGGGUAAUGCCGAUGUGAACACUUGGGGUAAUGAGACUGGCAACUCGUGGCGCAUGUCUGGUGAUAUUACAGCUGAGUGGACCCGUAUUGCCCAGAUUGCGAAUGAGAAUAGUUUCUUGAUGAACUAUGUCAACUUCUGGGGUCACCCGGAUCCUGAUAUGCUGGAAGUAGGCAAUGGUAAUUUGACUGUUGAGGAGAACCGGGCCCACUUUGCUCUAUGGGCCAUUAUGAAGUCUCCGUUGAUUAUCGGUACUGCGCUCGACAAAAUCAGCGAUGACAACCUGGCUACGCUCAAAAACAAGUAUUUGAUUGAUUUCCACCAGGACCCCGUCGUCGGUCGUCCUGCUCAUCCAUACAAGUGGGGAUAUAAUCCCGAUUGGACUUUUGACCCAUCUCACCCUGCAGAAUACUGGUCCGGUCCUUCGUCUACCUUGGAGGGAACUUUGGUCUUGAUGUUCAACUCAGAGGACAAGACUGCAACCCGUACUGCGGUGUGGAAGGAGAUCCCGGAGUUGGGUGGUAAGAAGGAUUCAUACUAUGUUAUCGAUGCCUGGUCUGGAAAGGACUUAGGCUGUGUGAAGAAAUCGCACAGUGUUUCUUUGAAGAGUCAUGAUGUCUCUGUUCUUAUUGUCAAGGGCUCGUGUUAA